AUGGAGAGCCUCCAGCUGGCGCAGAUGCUCGCCGACCUGAGCAGCCUCAAUGCAACCGAACCAAACGCGGCAGCCGCCCUCGUCACUGCAAACAAGGCCAUCCAGACCGUUGAGAAGACAAGCGCCAACCCCGCCGCCGCCGGACUGCCCAAGCGGCCCACCGAUGAACUCCGCCGCGUCCACACUCACAGCUCCCAGACCUCGCGGACAGGUACUGGCACCGCUUCGCCUGCCCGCGUCGACAAGUUUGGCCGUCGCAUUAUGAUGAGCCCGCCCGCCCUGUCGCGCUCCAACUCGGCCCAGGGCUCCAUCCCAGGCACUCCCAAGAGAGAUUCAGAUGUCGAAGACGAUAUGGAUCGCGCAUCAACCCUUAUGGCGCUGUACGAGAUCCGCGCGAAGCUCAAGCAGCAGGACAACAGCAGCCUCAUGAAGGCCCGGGAGAAGAUUGCCGACCUCGCGGCACGGCAGCAGCAGUCGACGGCAACGCCUGGCAAGAAGGAGCCCGAGAAGAUUACGUCUCGGUUUACGUUCCCGAAAUAA
This is a messenger RNA of Colletotrichum phormii, 540 nucleotides long. RefSeq lists its product as uncharacterized. The record is from RefSeq and is a predicted model, not a curated record. The transcript has 3 exons. Lineage: Eukaryota; Fungi; Ascomycota; Sordariomycetes; Glomerellales; Glomerellaceae. The coding region runs from base 1 to 540 and encodes 179 amino acids.